This is a messenger RNA of Dreissena polymorpha, 1546 nucleotides long. RefSeq lists its product as uncharacterized. The transcript is spliced from 7 exons. The record is from RefSeq and is a predicted model, not a curated record. NCBI's taxonomy places the organism in Eukaryota, Metazoa, Mollusca, Bivalvia, Myida, Dreissenidae. Bases 218 to 1489 code for a protein of 423 amino acids.
UGAACAUGCUGCAUUUAGAAAAAUAUUUAUUUAUAAUAGUCAAGCUUAAAAAUUUACAUUAAGCUAAAAAAGGUACACACUAUAUAUUUGUAUUGUCAUUCAGCUUAUAAGUAAUAAUAUUAAUUAAAUUUCUCCUUUUAUAAAAUAUUUUUUUUUACAUUUCACAGUCGGGUGCGGUACAUUUAACACUACUUGGGAGAAGGAGUUUAAAACAGAAAUGGACAAAGCAAUAUCGGGUGAUUCUGUUAUACCAAACUGCAGCCACUUAAAAGACGCUCUGGAUGCGAUGGCAAAGCUCCACGGCUCUACGAGAGCGCAGUGUUAUGCCAAUGUCUUAAACGUUGGUCUGGAAAUAAAAGCUGCAGAGUGCCCGUGUGACAGCGGUUUUACGAAGACAGAUGGCAAUUGCACGAUGCCGCAGUGCAGCGACCAAUCCGUUUGCAUCCAACUUGAAGACGAUUACACGCUCGGUCGAAUCGUGUGUUGCGUCAAAGACAGUGUUACACCAAAACAGGACGCCUGCUUUAGCGGGCAGACUGCAGAGAUCUUUACUACCACCGAUAAACUGACCAAUUGUAAGGCUUACUGCUAUGGUAACUGUACGCGGAGGACUGAGAACGAACUCUACACAUGCUGCAAAGAGCGCAAAAACCUGCAAAGUCCCGGGAAUACCGCUGAAGAAGGCGAAAAGUUAACCGGAGGAAUCGUGGCGAUUCUGGUGGUAUUUAUCAUCAUGCUGUUCAUAGCGGGUGGAUUCGGAUUGUUAUACGUUUGUAGAAAAAUGAAGAAUGAAAAGAAGCAAGCUAAGUCGAUUAAGAGUAGCGGCGACGGCAUUCGGCUGACCUGUUUAAGUGAUAUCAUCGGGGAUGGAGGCAUGGAAAUGGUAAACCUUGCAUUCGACAACAGCGCAAACUACGAGGCCACUCUGCCUCUGUCAAACUCACGCGAGUCCCUGUCACAAAGACCUGAUUGGCCAGCAGGCGAGUCAGCUGACUACGAUGACGUCAUUGACACAACGCGGAAUUCCCGAUCGAAUUCAGAGGGUUCGAAAUCGAGCAAGAAAAAGCGUCGCUAUAAACCGUCAAGAACUCAGGUGGAGGUUUCUAUCGAGCAAUCUCGCUCUUCGCACGUGGAAAACAAUAACGAUUCGUAUGACGUCAUAGGACAAAGUCAGAUGGAGGGAUACGUAGCCAUCAGUCGAAGCGAGAAUCAGAACCAGUACGAUGAACUGCAGUUUUCCGGCGUGGAAGGACGUAAAGAAACGCAAGAAGAUCGGUAUUCCGUAGACGUUAAUAAACAUCGCCGACAGAGUUUGGGGUCCCGAAAGAGUUUGGACGAUGUAGAAUCUAACGAAUUCCGCCGACAAAGUGUUGGGUCGCGAAAAAGUUUGGACGAUGUAGACUCUAAUGAAUGCCGACGACAGAGUGUGGGAUCACGAAAGAGUUUGGACGCUGAUUACAACAGUACGCUGCCGGGAGAAAUAUACUAGAAUCAAGGAUUUGGCUCACAAUAAAUAAUACACGUUCAUUAAAAAAGCAAUAAUCAA